This is a messenger RNA of Phragmites australis (common reed), 2146 nucleotides long. Its product is annotated as histone-lysine N-methyltransferase ASHR3-like. Gene Ontology annotation, biological process: regulation of DNA-templated transcription. Lineage: Eukaryota; Viridiplantae; Streptophyta; Magnoliopsida; Poales; Poaceae. Bases 136 to 1926 code for a protein of 596 amino acids. The record is from RefSeq and is a predicted model, not a curated record. Gene Ontology annotation, molecular function: protein binding; histone H3K36 methyltransferase activity. The transcript has 11 exons. Gene Ontology annotation, cellular component: chromatin; nucleus.
ACAAAAUGGCCCCCAAAUCUCGCAAGACACGGCAGUCCUCUUCUUCCCCGGUUCACGUCUUCAGUCCAUUUCAACGUCUCCGACCAACCCAAUGCCCUCCAAACCCUAGCCCCUAACCCCUCCCCCCUCGCGGCCAUGCCAGAUCUGAGCACCGUCUACCUCCCUCCAUUCCCCGAACUCUCCGUCGAAUCCGCCGGGGACCUCGCCGUCGACCACGCCGGAGAUGCCGCCGCCGCCGCCGACGCGGCGCCCGCACCCGCGUCUCCGUCCGCCUCUGUGGGCGGCGCUGGCGGCGGCGGCGCUCCCAUUCUUCCAGCGGAAUGCCGGUGGAACGGCCGCGUGCGCACCUUCGCCGUGGCCGGCGCGGGCGCGGGCGCGGGCGAUGGCGCUGUGGCCGCCUGCCCCGCCGCGCGCCGCGGCAGUGGGAAGAAACCGUCAUCCGCUCCGUCACCCACGCCCGCGCGUACGCCGGCGCCGGCUCGGACGCUCGAAGAGCACGUGAGCGAGUGGGCGGUGAGGAAGGCAGCGACCGGCAUCCCUGCCCGCCGCUGCGUGCUGCCUUUCCUCACUGGUGCGCCAAAGGCGGUCGAAUGCCGUUUAUGCUCCAAGAUUAUCUAUGCUGGAGAACAACUAAAAUGUACGGUUAGUCGUUGUCGAGAGAUGUUCCAUCUGACUUGUGCGGUGAAAGAUACUGCAAACUUCAUCGCUGAAAGCUUUAAGUGUCCUCAACAUGGCUGUAUGGUUUGUAAGCAAAAAAUGUUCUUUUGGCGUUGUGGACGUUGUACAGUUGCAGCACAUACAAAAUGUGCACCAUGGCCAGUGAUUCACCUAAAAGAUGACCAAGGAAGUGCAAUUUGCUGGAGGCAUCCUUCUGAUUGGCUCCUGCAAAAUGAGAAUGCUGGCCUUACCAACAGCAUAGAGGAAGUUUUUUGUCGGCUACCUCUUCCAUAUGUUAACGAAGACUUCAAUAUUGAUUCAACCAUCAGAGAUUUUGCCGAGGUUGUUUACAAGCCACCCCCCUAUACGCCCAUCAGACGCAAUGUAUAUUUAAUCAAGAAGAAACGUGCUGGUGUUCGUAUGGAUACUGGGUGCACAAACUGCAGUGCAGAUUCUACUUGCAAAGAUGAUUGUGAAUGCAGGGGUCUUUCAAUGAGUUGUUCCAAGAAUUGCCGCUGCUCAGAUCUAUGUACCAACAAGCCGUUCCGCAAGGAUAAGAAAAUUAAAAUUGUGAAGACAAAGCGGUGUGGAUGGGGUGCUGUUACAUUGGAGCCUUUGGAGAAAGGUGAUUUUGUAAUCGAGUAUGUUGGUGAAGUCAUUGAUGACGCGACAUGUGAACAAAGGCUUUGGGAUAUAAAACUGCGCGGUGACAAAAACUUCUACAUGUGCGAAAUCAGCAAAGAUUUUACAAUAGAUGCAACAUUUAAAGGAAACGUUUCACGUUUUCUAAACCACAGUUGUGAGCCCAACUGUAAAUUAGAAAAAUGGCAGGUUGACGGUGAGACAAGAGUUGGUGUUUUUGCCUCUCGUUCCAUCGAAGUUGGAGAGCACUUAACUUAUGACUACAGGUUUGUGCAUUUUGGGGAGAAGGUCAAAUGCCAUUGCGAGGCAUUAAACUGUCAGGGAUACCUGGGCAGCCAAAUAAAGAAUCCAACUCAAAAUGCUCUUGCAACUGCCUCAUUGCAAGGCCAGUUGCUAGAAUAUUUGCCCACACAAGACAGCUCUGCUUCGGCAUUGAAACCAAUGACUCAUUUGUUACCCUGGACCAACUGUAUAGAGGUCUCUUUUAACUUGAGAAGCAAAAGGAAAAUAAACCGGUUAUGCUGGGGGGGCAAGCGGAAGAGAACAUCCCUUGUGGUUUCUUCGACUAGCAUGCAAACGUCGUUGAGUGAAGCUCCUGCCGUGGAUCUCCUGUCACCCUUCCCAUAAAACUCCUGCUGAGGCUCGUUCUGUAUAAUGUAUUUGUCAUACAUUAUUAUAUACAUUGAUUGGAACCAUUCUUUCACAUUGCUCAUCUAUGUUGUAACCUGUAACAUUCUUUAUUUGAUAUCAUAGGGAAUCCGUUCGAUUUACAGUUGGUACUUAGCAGAAACCAUGUACUCAGAUUUUAUGAUGCAAUUAAUGUUGAGGUUAGGGUAUUAUUUAUUUA